This is a messenger RNA of Trematosphaeria pertusa, 1287 nucleotides long. RefSeq lists its product as uncharacterized. The transcript has 3 exons. The record is from RefSeq and is a predicted model, not a curated record. Lineage: Eukaryota; Fungi; Ascomycota; Dothideomycetes; Pleosporales; Trematosphaeriaceae. The coding region runs from base 1 to 1287 and encodes 428 amino acids.
AUGUUCAUUGGAUGUCCACCAAAAGCGAUAAGGAGGUGGUGCAGUAAAGACUUCUCGCUUCGAAUAAAAGGCUGGGCAGGCCAGCCUAACUUUAGGGGUACCUUCGAUAUCCUCUGGACGUCCCUCGUUACUAUCGGCAUCAGCACAUACUCCAUGCUGUGCCUGAACGUACCCUCCCCGAAAGACACCCAUCCCACGCUCAUCUGGCGUCGACUACUCUGGAUGUGCUUGGGAAUCGUCGGUCCGGAAUUUCCCUUGACAUACGCUGCGGGACAAUGGAGCCGAGCGAAGCAUUCAGUUCAAGCGUUCCGGGACGCAGGGUACGAAGACUGGCACAUGCGACAGGCCUUUUUCGCAGACAUGGGAGGCUUCGUCUUUCAUGCUCGCGACGGCGAUCCCUUCCCAUUGAAUGCGACACAGCUCCUCUGGCUCGUUCGGCACGGCCACGUCGAGUAUCCCAAUAUAACGCGCAAGGAGGUCUGGGACAGGUCCAAACAGGACACCUUCACGAAGAUCAUUACUGCGUUUCAGGUCGGGUACCUUAUCUUGCAAUGCACGGCGCGUGCGAUCCAGAACCUCGCCAUAACGACGCUCGAGCUCAACGCGGUCGCUAUCGUACCUGCAGACGUGCAAACGCCAAUACACAUAUACUCACCCCGCACACUAGUCGAAAUCACAGAUAACAUCCCAUGGAGUCUUACGCCGCUGGAUUUUGUAGACGAGAAUGGCCCCGGCUAUUCGGUGAACGUCCAGCCGUUCAUGAAGAUGCCAGUGAUUCCUCCAGAGCGUCCGAUACAGCGAAUUCCGAACGACCGUUUUCCGAUGAACCCUUACGGGCCGCAAGAGUACCUGCUGUGUUUCGCAACACUGGUGUUCACGGCGAUCCACGUCGCAGGGUGGAACUUUGACUUUCCAACUUACACCGAGCGUCUCCUUUGGCGCAUUUCGUCGCUCCUACUCUUUGGUAUAACGGUCGCGUUCUGGUUCUUCGAGACGAUCGCCUCUUGGACAAGGCUGGGGCGAUGGAAGACAAUCUACCUAUAUCUCUUCAAUAAGCAGGGUCUGGAACGACACCGGCGACAAAUGCAACACAGACAGAUGACCAUGAUCAAGCGACAAUUGAGUGAACUGCCCCUUCCCUGGGAGUUUGCGACGAUUACGCCGCUCGCAAUUGUUUAUGGAAUCGCAAGGCUGUAUCUGAUUAUCGAGGCGUUUUUGGAGUUGAGAAACAUCAAUGGGAGUGCAUAUGUCAAUGUUGAAUGGACCGAUUUCAUUCCGCAUGUUUAA